UCAAGGUUUUACCAAGGCACUUGACACCUGAUGGCAGGGGAGAAGAAACACAAGAAAAUAAAAGGAAGGAAAAGGAGAGUUUGGGGCUUUGAGAGGGCAGGCAGAUAUUACACAAUACUCUAUAUGGGGACUAGACAGAGAGAGGACAUGGACAAGCCUGCAAGAGAGGGAGACUGCAAGUUCGGAUUAUUCUUCUUCUGUGUAUGAUUGCUAUUACAAUCCACAGAAACUCUUUUGUACUCACUCAUAUUCACCACCUUCCUCUGAUCCUCUCUCCCUCCCUCCCCCUCUCGUUAUAUAUUUUUAUAUAUAUAUAUAUAUAUAUAUUGUUUUUUUAAUACAUAGAGUAUAUGUUCAUGUACAUCCUCGACUCCGAGGCUGCGCGACCUGUCCAGAACCGGAACAAACCGAGAGAGAAGGUGAUUAAUUUUAAAAGCAAGGGGCGGGGGAGGGUCCUCAGUAGUCAGUACCCAGUCCACAAACCUUUUACACGUGAUAAAGAAAACACCAAAGGCGCUUGCAUGCGUGUAUAAAGAUUCAUUUAUCAUCAUCAUCAUCUUUCUCUCUCUAUCUCUUUGGUAUCUGAAUCCUCCACCAAAACCCGUCUUUUAUAUGUAGUCAGCUUUAGGUUUCCCUUUUAAUCGCCCUUCACGUUCUUUGACACCCAGCCAUACUUCUAAGGUCCCCGGCUUUCCCUUCCCUCUUCCUUGUUAUAGUUUAAUUAAAGUGCCAAGUGACUUGUCUUAGCUCUCCUUCCCUCCCAUGGUCACUGAGUGAGGUGGUUUUUUUUUUUUUUUCUAAGUACUGAGUGAGGUGUUUAGUUCGUUAGUCUUCAUUUUUUUGGCUUAUUUGGACUUGGUGGUAUUUAAAGGGGGUGCAUUUCCUCUACAGCAUUAAUUUUGGGCAUCCUACAUAUGGUGAUUACACUGCUCUUUUCAAUGUUUAUUCCUUCUCUCUGUAUAUGUUCUUAAUUUUUGUUUCCUUCCGGGUGUCUCUAUUCUCCUUCUACAACAGUCACCCGGUUUUUGUUAAUCUUUUUAUCCAGCUUAUUCAAUUUCUAUAUGAUUUUCGGUUUCGGGUGGGGACAAACCUAAGCUAAUGGUUUUGUCUUCUGGGUAUUGCGGUUUGUAGGGGUUCUAUUUGUCUAACUGUAUUUUAUUUAUUCUAUGCCCUUUGUCGUUCUGUUCAUUGGGUUGCUAAUAGAAGCCUCUGAAGAAGGAGAAAUAGUCUUGAAUCUGUGAGAUAGUAAAGACUAGAAGGGAAAGAAGUGCCUGGGUAUUUAGUGAAGCUUCUAUCUUUUCAACUAGUAUUCGUGCUUUUUUGUACAGUUUCAGCCUGCAAAAUUAGCGAAACCAGCAUGCCUACUAGGCAGAUGAAAGAGAGCUCAGAGCAGCAGCACCUUGUGAUCAAAACCCACUUGCAGAACUUCAUGAACCAAGUGCAGAAGGGACCCAAAACUGGCCCAAAUGGUAAAGGUCCCCCACCCCAAGAGUCCCACAACACAAAAAACAAAGGAAGAAGAAGGGGUAGAGGUGGACGAAAGGUUGAUCAAGGUGAUAUUUGUAUGCGUCCGAGUUCCCGGCACUGCACCGUGGCUCCUAAGCCGGUCUCAGAAAAUCCGGCCGGAGCUCUUGUAGCGAGUACUCCGAAUGGUUCAGUGGAAAAUGGUGGCGACUUGAGUGGAAUGGAGAUGAGUUUUCCUGCUUCAAGCAAGUCUUUGAGUUUUGCCCCUAGGCCUGGUUUUGGGCAAGUUGGGACAAAGUGUAUUGUAAAGGCCAACCAUUUCUUUGCCGAGUUACCGGAGAAGGACUUGAACCAGUAUGAUGUGACCAUAACUCCUGAAGUAUCAUCAAGAGCUCUGAACAGAGCUAUCAUGGAAGAACUGGUGAGAUUGUACAGGGAAACUGACUUAGGAGCGAGACUACCCGCUUAUGAUGGCAGAAAGAGUUUGUACACAGCUGGGGAGCUUCCCUUUACUUGGAAGGAGUUCAAAAUUAAGCUCGUAGAUGAGGAGGAUGGAAUCAAUGGUCCCAAACGGGAAAGAGAAUAUGAAGUGGUGAUUAAGUUCGUUGCACGUGCCAACAUGCAUCAUUUGGGUCAGUUUCUAGCUGGUAAGCGUGCUGAUGCUCCACAGGAAGCACUUCAAAUUCUUGACAUUGUAUUAAGGGAACUUUCAACGAAGAGGUAUUGCCCCAUAGGGAGAUCCUUCUUUUCACCAGAUAUUAGAAGGCCGCAACGCCUUGGUGAUGGUUUGGAGUCAUGGUGUGGAUUUUACCAGAGUAUAAGGCCUACCCAGAUGGGCCUUUCUCUGAACAUUGACAUGGCUUCGGCUGCAUUUAUCGAGCCUCUUCCAGUAAUAGAAUUUGUUGCCCAGCUUCUUGGCAAAGAUGUUUUGUCAAGACCAUUGUCUGAUUCUGACCGUGUAAAGAUUAAGAAGGCCCUAAGAGGAGUGAAAGUUGAAGUAACCCACAGAGGAACUGUACGAAGGAAGUACCGAGUUUCUGGAUUGACGGCUCAACCUACUAGAGAACUAGUGUUUCCUGUUGAUGACAAUUCAACCAUGAAGUCAGUUGUUGAAUACUUCCAAGAGAUGUAUGGCUUCACCAUUCAACAUGCACACCUUCCUUGCCUACAAGUAGGAAACCAAAAGAAGGCUAAUUAUUUGCCUAUGGAGGCCUGCAAAAUUGUUGAGGGUCAACUAUAUACAAAAAGACUGAAUGAGAGGCAAAUUACUGCUUUCCUAAAAGUUACCUGCCAAAGACCUAGAGAUCGGGAAAAUGACAUUUUGCAGACAGUUCAACAUAAUGCGUACGAUCAAGACCCUUAUGCAAAGGAGUUUGGGAUCAAAAUCAGUGAAAAGCUAGCUUCUGUGGAGGCACGAAUUCUUCCUGCUCCUUGGCUGAAGUACCAUGAAGCUGGAAAAGAAAAGGACUGUUUGCCACAAGUUGGUCAGUGGAACAUGAUGAACAAGAAAAUGAUCAAUGGGAUGACUGUAACCCGCUGGGCAUGUAUAAAUUUCUCACGGAGCGUGCAGGAAAGUGUUGCUCGUGGGUUUUGUAACGAACUUGCUCAGAUGUGUCAAGUAUCUGGCAUGGAAUUUAAUCUAGAGCCUGUUAUUCCAAUCUACAAUGCGAGGCCUGAACAAGUGGAGAAAGCCUUGAAGCAUGUCUAUCAUGCAGCCAUGAACAAGAUGAAAGGAAAAGAAUUAGAGCUUCUGUUAGCUAUUUUGCCUGACAACAAUGGGUCUUUGUAUGGUGAUCUCAAACGAAUAUGUGAAACUGAUCUUGGCUUAAUGUCACAAUGCUGUCUCACGAAGUAUGUUUUCAAGAUCACCAAGCAGUACUUGGCUAAUGUGUCUCUGAAGAUCAAUGUUAAGAUGGGUGGUAGAAACACUGUUCUUCUAGAUGCUAUCAGCUGCAGAAUACCAUUAGUGAGUGACAUACCAACAAUAAUAUUUGGAGCUGAUGUGACACAUCCAGAGAAGGGAGAAGACUCCAGUCCCUCAAUAGCUGCUGUAGUAGCUUCCCAGGACUGGCCUGAAGUUACAAAAUAUGCUGGAUUAGUUUGUGCUCAAGCUCACAGACAGGAACUCAUACAGGACUUGUACAAAACAUGGCACGAUCCUGUUCGUGGCAUGGUUAGUGGUGGCAUGAUCCGGGAUCUCCUUGUUUCUUUUAGGAAGGCAACUGGGCAGAAGCCACUAAGGAUUAUAUUUUACAGGGAUGGUGUAAGUGAAGGGCAGUUUUAUCAAGUUCUGCUUUAUGAGCUAGACGCCAUCCGGAAGGCUUGUGCUUCUCUAGAACCAAACUAUCAACCACCGGUGACUUUUAUUGUGGUACAAAAACGACAUCACACUCGAUUGUUUGCUAACAACCAUAGGGACAGGAGCAGCAUGGACAAGAGUGGGAACAUUUUGCCUGGCACUGUGGUUGAUUCUAAAAUUUGUCAUCCAACAGAAUUUGAUUUUUAUCUAUGCAGCCAUGCUGGUAUUCAGGGGACAAGUAGGCCAGCUCACUACCAUGUUUUAUGGGAUGAGAACAAUUUUACGGCAGAUGGAAUCCAGUCAUUGACAAACAAUCUCUGUUAUACUUACGCAAGAUGUACACGCUCUGUCUCUGUUGUUCCUCCGGCGCAUUAUGCACAUUUAGCUGCUUUUCGUGCUCGAUUCUACAUGGAACCAGAGAUGCAGGAGAAUGGCUCGACUGGUGGGGGUGCCAGUAAUGGUGCCAAGGGAACACGAGCAGCUGGAGAGUCUGGUGUCCGGCCAUUGCCAGCCCUGAAGGAGAAUGUCAAAAGAGUAAUGUUUUACUGUUAGAGACCAGGGGAGAGCUGAUGGUGGCCAAGCGAUAGCCGGGAGAUAACAGCAAUCGUGAAUCACUAUUUCCUUCUCUUGUAUAUCCACUUAGUGUAUGUCUGACGUGAUCCAGGCCUGGUUAGGAGUUCCUUCGAAUGCGGACCUGUGAAUUUAGCAGUGGAGCUUGAGUUUAUCCUUCAUACUUGGUACGAAACUAGAAAACAUGGGAAGUACACCCAUUAUAGAUAACAGGUCUUGUUCAGCAUUGUCCACUGAUGUGAAGAAUGCCAAACUGGGCCAUGUAUAGCUAUUUUAAUUCAAUCUAUAUGUAUCAAAAUUUUCCCACA
This is a messenger RNA of Juglans microcarpa x Juglans regia, 4641 nucleotides long. Its product is annotated as protein argonaute 10-like. Gene Ontology annotation, molecular function: protein binding; RNA binding. Bases 1358 to 4315 code for a protein of 985 amino acids. The record is from RefSeq and is a predicted model, not a curated record. Lineage: Eukaryota; Viridiplantae; Streptophyta; Magnoliopsida; Fagales; Juglandaceae. Gene Ontology annotation, cellular component: cytoplasm. Gene Ontology annotation, biological process: regulatory ncRNA-mediated post-transcriptional gene silencing. The transcript has 22 exons.